Rhododendron vialii is the source of this 2665-nucleotide messenger RNA. Its product is annotated as ankyrin repeat-containing protein At5g02620-like. Gene Ontology annotation, cellular component: plasma membrane. Lineage: Eukaryota; Viridiplantae; Streptophyta; Magnoliopsida; Ericales; Ericaceae. The transcript is spliced from 4 exons. The coding region runs from base 28 to 2364 and encodes 778 amino acids. The record is from RefSeq and is a predicted model, not a curated record. Gene Ontology annotation, molecular function: protein phosphatase regulator activity; protein phosphatase 1 binding.
GAGAGAGAGAGAGACAGAGUGAGGAGGAUGAAUCCUAAACUCUACAUGGCAGCAACUAAGGGGAAUGUGCAUCUUUUCUCAGGAAUCCAUGGAAGAAGCAUAACAGAGGAAGAGGCCAUGCGUAUCGAAGAUGGUAUUUUUCUCAACAGGACGCAACGCGGCAACAACAAUAUCCUUCACAUAGCAGCAAGGGCCGGACGUGAUACCUUCGUUGCGGAAGCUCUACGGCGCUUCCCUUUUCUUUCUGACCAAGUGAACUCACAAGGUGACACCCCUCUCCUUGUCGCAGCUAGGUUUGGUCACCUCCAAGUGGUGAAAACACUUGCGGACCCUAAUAAUGAGCUCCCGAUGCAAGAUGAUAUGGCUACUGCUGUAGAGAAUGGAACAAACCAGAGGAGUAGUCCUCGUCAAAGAGAUGUGGAAGAAGGGCUAGUUGAUCAUCAAUUGGACCAGGGUACGGUACAAGACAAUGUGGCCAUUGUGGAGAAUGAAACAAACUCGAGUAAUAUUAGUCAUCGUCAAAGAGAUGUGGAAGAAGGGCUACUUAAUGAUCAAUUGGAACAGGCUACUUCUUUUGAGAAUGGAACAAACUCGAGAGACAUGACUACUGCUCUAAAGAAUGAAACAAACUCAAGUAGUCGUCAUCGUCCAAGAGAUGUGGAAGAAGGGCUAGAUGAUCAUCAAUUGGAGCAGGGUACUAUACAAGACGGUAUGGCUACUGCUGUGGAGAAUGGAACAAACUCGAGAGGCAUGGCUACUGCCCUAGAGAAUGAAACAAACUUGAGUAGUAGUCGUCGUCCAAGAGAUGUGGAAGAAGGGCUAGAUGAUCAUCAAUUAGAUGUGGCAAUUCCCUCCCAUUGGCGGGUGACAAAUGAGCAGGGUAGUACAAUUACUACAGCUCUACAUGUGGCUCUAAAGAACGGGUACCAGGACAUGGCACGGUAUUUAUUAGGAUUAAAACCUGAAAUGGCAGCCUCUGAUAAUCUUGCUGGAGAGAGCCCACUUUUUUUGGCUGCAGAGUCUCGUUGCGAGCUAUUUAUGGGGGAUAUUUUAUUGUCAAAACGGCCAUAUAGCACAAAAGGUCCCGAUGGACUGAAUGCGCUACAUGCUUCACGACAUUGUUGUGGUGAAAUUAUUUCCUUACUAAUAGAACACAAACCGGAUCUAAUGAGAAAAGUAGAUAACCGAGGAAAGGCAGCCAUUCACCAUGCAGUAGAAGCACAUUGUUGGGAUUUGCUUGAUUGUAUGUUGAUCGCCGACGCUUCCAUGGCCCUCUUUCCCGAUGCUGAGGGUUACACCCCUCUCCUUAGAGCAGCGAGUAGAGGGUAUUGGCUUUUUUGUAAGAUGAUACUCAGGAGAUUUCCAGAAUCAAUCGAGGCACGCAAUCAUCAAGGUCAAAAUGCACUUCAUCUUGGCAAAGUGGAUGCUUUCGCUAUCGCGUUUAAAGUCCUGAAGAUGCCAGAAAUGUGGGAGCUUCUUAAUGUAGGUGAUGAUGAAGGAAACACGCCUUUGCAUCUGGCAGUAAAAGAAAAUGACUAUGAGAAAGCAAUGUUAUUAACUUCUUCGGCUUCAAUUUACUUGGGAGCUGUCAACAAACAAGGUCUUACAGCCUUGGACCUUUGCGAGUCAGAUUGUGAGCAUUAUAGCACAAAGAGAAAAUUGUGGUUUCAUCUAACAAGACACGGAGCCCGACAUGGCCGACACCCUAAUGAGCACGUGGUUCCUCCUUAUGGACCGUGCCUGCUCCAGUUUCCUCCAGAUAAAGAUUUGAAACCUUAUAUUAAUACCUGCGCUUUGGUAGCUGCCCUCAUCGCCACUCUCACUUUUGCCGCUGCAUUCACAAUGCCAGGUGGGUACGACACCAGUCCCGACAAUUUGGGUGAUCCAACUCUUAUUAAGAGGGCCGCACUUAGGGUAUUCAUGUUGUCGGAUACCUUGGCUAUGUGCUGCUCCAUCACUGCGGUGUUCAUACUUACGGGUGCACUGCUUGCUCAACAAGAUGCACUGAUCCGGUUGAUGUACACCAGUGGGAUGUUGCUCAACAUUGCGCUUUUUUCAACUUUGGUGGCUUUUAUGAGCGGUAUGUUUGCAGUACUAGCCCCAAAGGCCUCAUGGGUAGCCAUCUUAGUAUGUAUUGUUUGUUCCAUACCUCUUUAUUUCUUUACAGCCAGAAAACUUCAGACCGCUCCAGUACUUGGUACCUUGUUUAUUCCAGUUCUUCCUAGAGACAUUCGUCCAGCAAUACAGAAUCUACUGUGGACUUAUAAAAAAAUGAGGGAGCAGUGUCGUGUUCGAUCACUAAUUCAAAGAGGGUAUCCGGAUACUACUUAUUGUGCAAGUAAUGCUAACACCGUACCAAGCUAGCUAGCUGGCUGGUGUCAGAAAACAAUCUUGACUGAGGGUAAUUGGUGGUGUAGGCCAUGGUAUGCUUAUUAGUGAGAGACGAAUUAGUUGAUUAAGGAGUUGGAAGUUGGAUAAUUGAGUUGUAAUGUGGUUGUAGUCCUUCAUGAUCUGUCUGUAUUUGAUUCUAUAUAUUUGUAUGCAUAGAUGUUAUUGUGUGAAACUGGGAGAGAGAGAAGAGUAAAAGAGAGAGGAACGGGGAACACCGGAUGGGAUGUUCCCCCCACCCACUGGAUCUAUGAUUGAGAUUUGAGAUGUUUUGAGC